Paralichthys olivaceus (Japanese flounder) is the source of this 3770-nucleotide messenger RNA. It is a transcript of the gene mtmr7a, whose product is annotated as myotubularin related protein 7a. Gene Ontology annotation, cellular component: membrane; cytoplasm. Lineage: Eukaryota; Metazoa; Chordata; Actinopteri; Pleuronectiformes; Paralichthyidae. The record is from RefSeq and is a predicted model, not a curated record. Gene Ontology annotation, biological process: phosphatidylinositol dephosphorylation. Gene Ontology annotation, molecular function: phosphatidylinositol-3-phosphate phosphatase activity; phosphatidylinositol-3,5-bisphosphate phosphatase activity.
AGCCACAUCUGUUUACUACAGCCUGAGAUCCCCUUUAGCAUUUAGCUCAGGCUCGACACCGGGCGGGCUUUAGGACCCUGCGGUGCGGUGCAGACGGGUCAGGCAGGAGCAAUGUUAUGGUGGAUUUCACCUUUUUAUUUACAGUCUGUGUUUUCACCUGAGCUGCUGCAGGAACAAGAUGAACCAGUGAAUCUGAGUCACAACUCACUGACACGCCGCUGUUCACAUGCUGCACCGCCGCUAGCUGCGGUGCUUCUCUCUGCUGCUGAUGGAGCACAUCCGACUACCGAAGGUGGAGAACGUGAAGCUGCUGGACAGACUGUCUCCCAGGAGGAGCAGGGCGGGCACCCUCUACCUGACAGCCACACACUCCAUCUUUGUCGAGAACGAGGCUGGAGUGCGCAAUGAAACAUGGGUGCUUCACAGUUUGGUGUGCAAUGUGGAGAAACAAGCCGCCACAGCCUCGGGAUGCGCUCUACUCAUCCACUGUAAGAACUUCCAGGUUCUUCAUAUUGUCAUCCCUCGAGAGCGGGAGUGUCAGGAUGUUCACCUGUCGCUGCAGCGUCUCUCCCAGCCAGUGAGUUAUGCUGAGCUGUAUUGCUUCUCCUACAAGCCCAAUGUUGACGAGAAGGAGAGGCGGCAGGAAUGGGACUUCUUGGACCUCAAGGCUGAUUACAGCAGAAUGGGACUCCCAAACUCCCUGUGGAAACUCACCCCCAUCAAUCGACACUACAAGGUGAGUGACACUUACCCUGCUGACCUCUUUGUACCUGAGUCUGCCUCACCUCCGAUCAUCGUGGGGAGCUCCAAGUUCAGAAGCAGAGGCAGAUUUCCCACUCUGUCGUACUACUCCAAAGAAAAUCAUGCUGCCAUCUGCCGCAGCAGCCAGCCUCUGUCAGGUUUCAGCGCUCGGUGCCUAGAGGAUGAACAGAUGCUGGAGGCCAUCUUGAGGUCCAAUCCCCGCAGCGACUUCAUGUAUGUGGUGGACACCAGGCCUAAGCUGAAUGCGAUUGCAAACAGAGCUGCAGGAAAAGGCUACGAAAAUGAAGACAACUACUCCAACAUUAAAUUCCAGUUCAUUGGCAUCGAGAACAUCCAUGUUAUGAGAAACAGCCAACAAAAAAUGCUAGAAGUGUGUGAGCUGCGUACCCCCUCCAUGUCCAACUUCCUGGAGGGCCUGGAGAGCUCAGGCUGGCUGAAGCACAUCAAAGCUGUUUUGGAUGCAGGCAUCUUCAUCGCCAAGGCUGUAGCAGAGGAGGGUGUCAGUGUCUUGGUUCACUGUUCAGACGGUUGGGACCGUACGGCUCAGGUGUGUUCAGUGGCCUGUGUGCUGUUGGAUCCCUACUACAGGACCCUCAGAGGACUCAUGGUCCUCAUUGAGAGAGACUGGGUCUCAUUUGGACACAAGUUCUCCCACAGGUGCAACCACCUGGUCGGAGACCCUAAGGAGGUGUCUCCUGUCAUUGACCAGUUCCUGGAGUGUGUGUGGCAGCUGAUGGAGCAGUUCCCCUGUGCCUUUGAGUUCAACGAGAGAUUCCUCAUCAUCAUUCACAGCCACAUCUACUCCUGCCAGUUCGGCAACUUCAUUGGCAACAACCAGCGGGAGAGGAUCGAGCUGGGAGUGCGUGAGAGGACUCACUCUUUGUGGAAUUAUCUGUGGAUGAACCGCGCAGACUACAUCAACCCUCUGUACAGGCCGGACCACAGCCAGACUCAGGGGCUCCUCCGUCCCUCUACUGCCCCCUACUGCUUUAAAUUCUGGAGAGGCCUGUACAAUCAUUUUGACCGAGGGAUGCAUCCACGUCAGUCUGUAGAGGAUUACCUUCGGGCCGUCCAAGAGGAGACACAGCAGCUGGAGGGGCAGCUGUCCUCACACAAACAGAAAAUUGCUCAACUGGAACAGGAGCAGGUGUGGCGUGUCACCAAGAAGACGACCCCCUUUGAUAAGAGCCCCACAGCGUGGGCCCUCCUUAAUGAUCUCACUUUGGCCAACACCCCUCAGGACUACACUGGGGACUUCAUCACCAGCAGCCCUGGUCAGCUGAAAGCAACAGAGAGCAGCUUGAUCUUCCUGCCGCAGGACCUGAACCAAACAUCUGAAGCAAACCUGUCCAAUGGCAGCGACCAGGAGUCUGGGAUCGCUGACCUGAGCUGUCGCUCGCCUCUCAGCGAGGACAGCACCAGGGAUCCAGACUCAGAUGAGGCUACCUUCUCUGCUGCCUGAGCAAAUGUAGCGUGUGUCCACCUGUACAUUCACCAAGUCACCUGGCUAUUGGCUAGCGUCAGUGAAAAGUCUUGCACUGGGUUACACAUCUGACUUGCACUAUUGUUUGCAUGUUGUGAGGUGGACUCUCCCUUUUGCCACUUAAAUACAUAAUAGUUAAAAGUUAUCUGCUGUAGCUGAAACAUUUCAUUCUUACGCCAGGGAAAGAAAUUCUGAAAGUAAUAGUAAAGCUGAAUAUUGCUCAGUGUCAUGUAUGUUGUUUGACAGCAGACUUGACCCAUUGAGUUAAAAGCAAACUAAGAACAAUCCUGAACAUUUGUCUCUACAUGUAACAUGAUUGUUGAGUGUAGACGUAUUAGUGCUUUGGUUGGUUUUCCAUACACCUUGUUUCAUCAUUAUACAUUUUGCUUUACACACUGUAAAAGUUAAACACUGCUUCAAUAGUAGUUGACAACAGCUUUAUUUCCAACUAGGAAAACAUUGUUAGCUAUAAAGAGAUUCCUCCCAAAAGAUUCAAUAUCAAUUUUUUUAAAGCAAUAAAAGUCAGCUCCAAAUGGAACAAAAUGCCAAUGAAUUAUUAAAUAGUAAUCAAACUGAUGAAACACUGACAAUAAUGUAAUAACAAACAAACUGGCGAAAACUGCAAACUCAAGGAUAUAAUGUGAGAACAGCAUACAAGCUGCUGUCACAUUGUUCUAAGCAUGAUUCAUCUUUGAGCAGUUUAUAAGUCCUCUCUGUAGUGUUAUGAUAAUUUUGUCCGACCCCUGUUUUAAAUGCUGUUGCACAUUUUGGUCACUGCUGAUGGUCUGGGAUCAGAUCAUCUAACCUGAAAGACGAGCAGUAAUGCUCUUCUACACAAAGUUAGGUUUAUACGUCAGUGUUGCCAUGUUUCAAUCCCACAGUUCAUGUUAUAAAUGCACUCCAUGCACCACAGGGACCUCAGCUGGUGUUUGUAGUCAUUACACUACAAUAACCAUGGGUUAGUUGAUGUUGGUAAGCUCUGAAUUUUUACUGAACACAGUGGCCAUUCUAAAAACAUUUGUCCACAAUAUUGCAACGCUAGAUUUGUUGCGAUCAAACCAAAUGUUUUACCAAAGGGAAUCAACUGUAUAAAGUGGAGUAAAUGAUAGAACUGCAGAACAGACGAGAGCAUGUGAAUAAAAAUAUUCUGCCAUUUAGUGAAGCAGAUUAGUGACUGUUUUUUGAAUAUGUGUGCCAUUUGUAGAAUUAGGAUUAAAUCUAGUGUAGUAUACAUUACUGUAGGUGCACUCCAAUACUGCAAAUGAACAAAGUACAUUAUCCAGCGAAGCAUGUUAAGAAUAUUUUUGUACUUUUGACCUAUUUUUUUGACUACUGUAAUCUGUCUUUGGUGCAUGUUGUUUUUUAUUUGUAAGAGUUUGACCUUGUAUAAAAGAAAGAGCUUUAUAUUACUGUGUGUGUUUGUGCAGGUGGAGAAAGAGCCAAAUUGAUCAAAAUGACCUAAAUGCAAAGUUGUAUCAGUUGUGUCAAUGUUCUUGUCAAAUAAAUAAAUAAAUAAAUAUAAUAC